GUGAUGACAUUUAAUGACAAUCUGUCAAGUUGUAAAGUAGGGUUAAAGGUCUUUUAUGUUUUUUUAUUUAUUUUUUUAUCGCGUGACAUGAGUGUGUAUAUUUGUAAGAUUUGAUCAAAUGUAUGAAAUGUUGUUUACUGGUAGUAGUUUAUGUGUGUUACACUAAGUUCAUUUUUUUCUCAUCUGAAAUUAGCUAGCUUUGUCAUUAAACAUGUCACAUACAAGACUUAGUUAUAAACCAAAUGAAGAUAUUGAAAGAGAGCGCAAGAGGUGCACUUUUAAGUCGCUAGAACUAACUCAUCUUUUGGAUGGAGCUCCUGAAAAAACUCGUGAAAGACGAGAAAGAGAGAGAUUGUUCCUGUCGGACCCCGAGUUGAUGGAUGACGUUCCGGCCGAGUACUUGAGCCACAAAGAGAAGUACGAGCUGGGGGUGAAGAAGGCAUGCAAGCUGUUCAAGAAGGUGUCCCAGCUCCGGGAUCAGGGCGGGGAUGUGGAGAUUUUUACUCAGAUGCUGAGUGGCAUGCUGGGAAGCGCCAUCCUCAAAGACGGCAACCCGUUCGCUGUCCACUACGUGAUGUUCGUGCCGACCAUCAUGGGGCAAGGCACCCCGGAGCAGCAGGCUGUUUGGAUUGGCCGUGCGUGGAACUGCGAAAUCAUUGGCACCUAUGCGCAGACUGAGCUGGGACACGGGACUUUCAUCCGGGGCUUGGAAACCACCGCUCACUACGACCCGAAGCGAGAGGAGUUCAUCCUCAACAGCCCCACUCUGACAUCGUACAAGUGGUGGCCGGGUGGACUGGGCCAGACGGCGAACUACGCGGUGGUGGUGGCACAGUUGUACACCCAGGGCGUCCGGAGGGGCAUCCACCCGUUCAUCGUGCAGCUCCGAGACGAAGAAACUCACAAGCCAAUGCCAGGUAUAAAAAUAGGCGAGAUAGGCACCAAGCUGGGGAUGAACGCGACCAACAACGGCUACCUGGGCUUUGAAAACGUGCGGAUUCCUCGCGAGAACAUGCUCAUGAAGAACGCCCAGGUCCUUGAAGACGGGACGUACGUGAAGUCGCCCAGCGACAAGCUGACGUACGGCACGAUGGUGUUCGUGCGGGUGGUGAUCGUCCAGGACGUGGCCAGCUACCUCGCCAAGGCCGUCACGAUUGCCGUCCGCUACAGCGCCGUCCGACGCCAGUCCGAGCUGAAGCCGGGGGAGCCGGAACCCCAGAUCAUGGACUACCGCACGCAGCAGUACAAGCUGUUCCCGAACAUCGCGGCCUGCUUCGCCAUGCGGUUCGCCGCCCGCCGCCUCUGGAACAUCUACAACAACGUCACGUCUGACCUCGAGGAAGGCGACCUGGAUCGCUUGCCCGAGCUGCACGCCAUAUCGUGCUGCCUGAAGGCGGUGUGCUCGUCCGACGCGGCGACGGCCAUCGAGACGUGCCGCCUGGCGUGCGGGGGCCACGGCUACAUGACGUGCAGCAACCUGCCUGCCACGUACGGCCUCGUCACGGCCGCCUGCACCUACGAGGGGGAGAACACCGUGCUGCUGCUGCAGACGGCCAGGUUCCUGAUGAAGUCGUGGCAGCAGGCGGCGAGCGGCAUCAAGCUCACGCCGACGGUGGAGUACCUGCACCCGAGCCACCGCAGCUCCGGCGUGUGGGACCGCAGCGUGGAGGGCAUCAUCCGGGCCCACGAGGACGUGGCCGCCGGGAAGAUACGCCUGGCUGCCGGGAACAUGGCCAGCAGGAUCAAGUCCGGGACGUCCCCAGAGGACGCGUGGAACAUGACGUCCAUCGAGCUGGCUCAGUGCGCGGAGGCACAUUGUCGAUGCCUCCUUGCGAGCACGUUCCUAGACACGCUGAAGUCGCUGGAGAUAUCAGACUCGCUUCGCUCCGUCCUCACGCACCUCUGCGAGUUGUACGCGGUGUACUGGCUGCUCCAGAAGUCCGGGGACUUCCUCAGGUUCUCGGCCGUGACGGCGCAGGACAUCGACCACGCGCAGCGCUGGCUGGAGCAGCUGCUGGCGGCCGUGCGGCCCGACGCGGUCGGCGUCGUCGACGGCUUCGACAUCUGCGAUGAGGUGCUGUCGUCCGCGCUGGGCGUGUACGACGGCCGCGUGUACGAGCGCCUGUUCGAGGAGGCCGCCAAGAGCCCGCUGAACAAGGACCCCGUCAACCAGUCCUUCCACCAGUACCUCAAACCCUUCCUCAAGUCCAACAUGUGAGCCUCCAGUAUUACAGCACGCGUGGGUAGAAGCAUAUACAUAGUGGGUUCAUCGUGCGAUUACGUUAGGUUGUGUCGAAAAAUAAUUAAGAUUUUUUUUUUUUCAAACCUUUAUAAUGCAGAUAGUUGCCUCCUAUUACUGUAAUAAAAACAGUGUAAAAAUAAAAUAAUAAUCAUGUGAUAUCUUCCGGUCGCACGUCGUAAACUGUUUACAGAAGUGAACUUUUUUUUUUUUUAAUUUUUCAAUGUUACAUAAAAUUCUACGAUUGACAUGCUUGAGCUCAAUUUGCUUAUUUCAAUGGUUCAGUUAAGUGAAAUCAAUGAAAAAUAAUUAAUAUUUUUUAACAUUUUCCAGUCGUGCAAACUGUUCGUAAAGAGGAAAUUUUCCAAAUGUUUGUAAAUUUCAUUCUGCUAAUCACCUUAACUAGUGUUUUAUGUAGCAUAAAAAUAGUAUUUUCUAUCUAAUUUAGUUUUCUUAUUAUAGGAGGCAAUGUUUCCACACUAUUGGUGGUAGAAAACAAACUUUAAUUUUUUUCCCCACCCACUCUAACGUACAGGACUGUAGUAGUGGCCUUACUAAUUAUAUUCCAACUAUACACAACUUAAAUCUUGCCGAUUAAAUGUGAUACAGCCUAGCAGAGAUAGUGAUGGGAAAAUUAGCUUCUUAGCAGUUUAUUCAGCUUGUAGUCUUUUAAUUGAAAGUUAACAAAAAAUAUGAUUCAGAUAUUUGUUGACCAAAUAGUUUUUUUUCCCUUCGCUAUUGCUUAGCAAGUUGUGUGCACUAGCGAAAAACUCAAUUUUUACUGGGGGUUUUCAUUCAAGUAUAAUUUUUCUUCCAUUCCACCUCCUCCCUGCUAUCCUGCAGGAGUUAUUUUAUACAUUUUAACUACUUAAUUUGUAUAGCAUUCAUACAUUGGAGUGAUAUUAACACCUUUUGUACAUUUUACACCUAGACUUUUGUACCUCUACAACCUACUACAUAUUUGUGUGUAGAAGUUGUAAAAAUAGAACCCACGCAAACAUAGCUACAAUUUUUAUAACUUUGCCUCUGUUUUCCGAUACAUCAUUAUUAUGAAUCACUUGAUCAUUGUGUUCAUAUUCAGAGAACUACCUAAAGUUAAAUGUUUCAAGAAGUGUUAGGGGGGUAAGAUUGAUGUACUUUCUUUGGUAAUACAUAAUUACUUCUACAGACAGAGCAAAGAAUUGUGAACUAUUUUAUGAAUAAAGUGUGUCAAAACUGUCAAAAAAGCUGGCUUUUUAAAACAGUUUGACCUUCUAGUAAAAUAUCAGGAAAUAAUGUGAAUUUCUGAAAUUCUUACUUAUAUAUUGGUUUACAAUUUAAAAAAAAAUACUGUAUCUUAGCUUUUAAUAAAUUUUAUUAAAGUUACAUAAUGAUGAGCUACCUAUUAUAAUUGCCUGAAUAUUCUAUUAUAAUUUUUUUUUAGUUAUAUAGCACUUUAAUUUUGAGAGAAUUAAGAAUGUAGUAUUUACAUGAAUUCAGUUAAUUGUAGAAAUAAAUUAAUUUGGCUAGUAUCAGUUUUAUUUUUAGAAGGUUAUUUUUAUAUACUGUUGUAUUAGAAUGAGGUCUAUGAAGGACAAUGAUUAAUUAAGAGUAAAACUAGGGUGCUAGAUUUUUUAAGUAAUGUCUGUUCGAUAUAAUUGGUUUCCUAUUGACCACAUAUGUGUUGGUUUAAGGGGUAAUAUAGAAAAUAUUUUUGUACUAUUUAAUAACUGCUUGGUCAAGAAUAUAGUAUUAUUGUGCAUUUAUUAAUGUUUAAUAGUUGAUGUUGAUCAUUUUAAAUUUUAUUUCAUUGUUUUUAUAUCAGGGGAAAUAUUUUUGUAAUCAGUAAUAAUAACCAUUGUAAUUGGUUUUUGAAUAUAACAAAGUAAAAUAGAGUAUUUGUUAACCCAACUUUUUUUUUAAUGCAUGAAUUAAGAUAUAAUAAAAAUGGUGAAGGGGAAAUUUUUAUUUAUCCAUCUUCCCGCUGUUGGUACCACUAUGAUGGUUUUGUUUGUGACAUGCAGUGUUUCAGAGCAUGACAUGGUAGGAUGAUUCCAGUCAAAAUUAUUUUGUAAAAAUUUUAAUAAAAAUUUUUAAUAAA
Bacillus rossius redtenbacheri is the source of this 4319-nucleotide messenger RNA. RefSeq names its product probable peroxisomal acyl-coenzyme A oxidase 1 (gene ACOX1). The transcript has 13 exons. Gene Ontology annotation, molecular function: acyl-CoA oxidase activity; fatty acid binding; FAD binding. NCBI's taxonomy places the organism in Eukaryota, Metazoa, Arthropoda, Insecta, Phasmatodea, Bacillidae. The record is from RefSeq and is a predicted model, not a curated record. Gene Ontology annotation, biological process: lipid homeostasis; fatty acid beta-oxidation using acyl-CoA oxidase. Gene Ontology annotation, cellular component: peroxisome. The coding region runs from base 212 to 2218 and encodes 668 amino acids.